This is a messenger RNA of Archocentrus centrarchus (flier cichlid), 4924 nucleotides long. It is a transcript of the gene rexo1, whose product is annotated as REX1, RNA exonuclease 1 homolog. Gene Ontology annotation, molecular function: exonuclease activity; nucleic acid binding. The transcript is spliced from 16 exons. Gene Ontology annotation, cellular component: nucleus. The coding region runs from base 141 to 3923 and encodes 1260 amino acids. Lineage: Eukaryota; Metazoa; Chordata; Actinopteri; Cichliformes; Cichlidae. The record is from RefSeq and is a predicted model, not a curated record.
GCUGACCAAUUCAACAUGGCGCCGUAGGGACGUUGUUAUUGUUCCGUCGCUCCUACAAGCUUCUGCAGUUCGACUAAAACUACGUAGACAAAAAGAGGCUGAGCGCGUUUAUGCGGGCAUGAGAGGAACAUCUGGAGAUAAUGUUAAGAUCCACCGGCUUCUUCCGAGGGAUUGACUGUCCGUUUUACGCGGAGUACAGCGAGGGCCAAGGCGGCAGGAAUGGGUGUAACAGACCGUACUGUCACUUCAGGCACAGCCAGCACAGACGGCCGUCCUGCGGAGCACCGGCGGAUGUUAAAAAGCAAAGAGACCUUCCCUCCGCACACAAAGAACAAGGUUAUGAUCCCUUCAAUCCUGAAGUAGUGAGACCACAGGAGCAGCAAAAUGGCAAGCCUGCUGUCUCGGGAGACAUCAGUGGUGCUUUGGAGCAGGUCAACAAGGCAAUUGAGGAGGUCCGCAGCGAGGUGGAGCGGGAGAAGAGGAAGCUCUCUCGGAUUGGGGACGAACCGUACAAUCCCAGUGAGAAUGCCAGCUUGUCUUCAUGCAAGACUGAUACAAGUAAAGCAGCAGGUUCACACUUGGCCUAUGAUCCUGGGAGUUAUCAGAUCACAUCAGGAGGGUAUAAUCCCACCCCUGGCUGCAGCAAGUAUACCUUGGAUUCAGACAAUCAGGGGCACAACAGCAACUCUAUGGAAUAUGUUCCUACAUCACUGAAAAGGCCUUCAUCUCGGACACACUUGCAUCAACCCCCUUCUCCUCCUCCUAGUCCAAAGUAUUCAAAUAGCACAUCCUUCUCUAAGUGCAAAUACACUGUGGAUAAUUCUAGACCAUCGACAGACAUGGAGUAUGACCCACUGUCCAACUACUCAGCUGGAAUCGCUGUGAAGAACAAGAGGAGUGAGGGUUCUCAGCCUGUUAGGACAGAAAGCAGCAAAGCACACAAACUGUCAGGGUCUGAUUUCUCUGAUGAGGAGUAUGUUGUAGCUGCGAAAAAGCCACGGCAGCAAAGUGUAGACACAAAAAAGUACACCUUCUCUGACUCUGAUGGAGAGAGCUCUGGGGCAGAGUAUCGCCCCACCUCACUUAGCAAUCUCCAGCAAAGAAAAGCCAGCUACGGAUCAGCUCUUGGCGCUUUUGGGAAGGAGCGAAAAGAGAAUAGUGACAGUUUGCUAAAUGCACUGACGCAGAGGAAUAAACAGGACUCAGACACCCAGGAAAAUAUUAAAAGAAAAGACAGCCCAGAGAAGAAGAAGAAGGAAGCAGGCCAGACUAGUCAGGAGAAAAGUAGCAAGUCUGAGAAAUUACAUAAACUUGAAAAGGGAGUAAACAAAUCAUCCAGCAGUAAGAGUAGUGUUAGCAGCAGCAUUAAUAACAAAGGGUCGAUAAAAAGCUCAAACCAGGAUUCAGCAAAAAAGGAGAAUAGGAGUCACGACAAGAAAGACGAUAGGAAAAACACAGUAAAGGUUAAGACAUCAGACAAAGUUCCCAAGGAAAGCAGGGAUGAAAAGAAGAGUGAUGGCAAAUUGAAAACUGUUGACAAAGUUAAAAUUGACCCAAGCAGACAAGAGAAAUAUGCAGAAAAUGGUGCAAGGGAAAGCAAGAAACCCAAAACCUCAGACAAAGAAAAGGAACACAGCAAGUGUAAGGACCACCCCCACAAAAAUGGUAAGCUUGAUAGUAUCAAAAGAGAAAAAGAUGCAAAAAAAGUUAGUAAAAGCAGUUCUAGCAGCAGUAAAGUGAGUUCAUCAAACAGUAGAGAUAAAGUGAAGCAAAACAUCGGCUCUUCAAACGUGAAGAGACAGAGUCUGAGUCUGAGCCACGCUGAUCUGUUUGGAGAUGAGAGUCCAGAUGAGGCUGAGCCAAUGGAGGUGGAUUAUGGCGAUGAAGCCGAGGAAGUUCUGGUGAGGAAAUCGGCUGACGCCUUAAAGAGGGCUUGUCUGAACAAGAGGAAAGCAUCAGAACUGACUCCGUCUUCCUCUGAGGAUGAGGGCGACCGUGACGUGGACUGCAGCAGGAUGGGUAGGGACGAGGUUGAUGGCAUCAAAAUCGACUUAUCUGGUUUCCAGGAUGAUCUGGACUUUGACUCAGAUCCCAUGGAGGAGUGUUUGAGGAUCUUUAAUGAAUCCAAAGAUGUGAAGAAGGAAGACAAGGGAAGGCAGGCUAAGCAGCACUCCAGGGAUUCAGAGGAGGAGAAAAGCACAGACAGCACUUUAACCACUCUCUUCCCUGGUCAAAAGAAGAGAGUGUCCCAUUUUGUUGCCAAAGGAAAUACCGAUGCACCUUCUAAGACUGUCGUGCGGCCAUAUAAGAGACCCACGGCCCAGGAGAUCUGCUACCAGCGUAUGCAGAUGGCUCAGCAGCAAGCCGCUCAGCUUUCUGCUUCAGUCAAAGCAGCCGCACAGACCUCAAGCCCCAGCUUUUCUGGAGAGAGGAAGAGAAUAGCGCACCGUCCUAACCCUCAGAUAACAUCCUCUAAAACAAGUCCUGCAGAUGCUAAACAGGCUACUAGUCGUGUGUUAUCUCCAAGUCAGACCCUCCAGAGUGUCAAAGCCCAAACCACAGCUGGUAUUUUGUCCAAGACCUCAUCUACUGUCACACAGCGGAGGGUGGCACACACACCCACCCUGAAGAGUUCUUCAAUGAGGCGCCCUGUCAUCCCCAUUGAGUUUGGGGCCAAAGUUCCCACCAACAUCCGCCAGCGCUACCUCAACGCUUUCAUGGACGAAUGUGUCAAAUUUUCACGAUCAGAGGAUGACGCCUUCCACAUGGCCCUUGAUGAGGAGAAGCUGGUGUAUGAACGCAGUAGCAGUAAGAACAUCUACCUCAAUGUCGCUGUCAACACGCUGAAGAAGCUCCGGAGCAAAAGCAGCUCGAGUCCGUCUCCUGCCAGCAAGGACCCGGGGUCAGUAGCUAAAAGGAAGCCACAGUCCCAUGAAGAAGUUCUGGGAGGUCGUCUCGCUGCCACAACCAGCUUCACUGUCAACAGGAUGGGUAAACAACAGGAGGAGAAACUCACUGGAGCCACACUGUACAGGAAGAUGAAAGCGUACCUGAUGACAGAGGAGCAGCUCCAGGAGCACGGAUACCCGAGGCCGAACCCGGACGCUGCCGGCAAGGCCAUCAUUUACAACCAGCCAGAGAAAAAGGCCGUCACAGACUCGUUUUCCAAGAUAUGUUGUCGAUGUGGUGCAGAGUAUAAGGUCAACAUCAACGGCAGCUGCGUGCGGAAGGAGGAAUGUAGCUAUCACUGGGGACGCUUACGCAGACAUAAAGUUGCUGGAGGCUGGGAGACCAACUACAGCUGUUGUGCUGCAGCUGUGGGUGCUCCAGGUUGCCAAAUGGCCAAGCAACACGUCCAGGACGGGCGAAAAGAAUCAGUAGAUGGCUACGUGUCAACCUUCAGCAAACCUCGGCCUCCAGAUGGAAACGGAGGGGUGUUUGCCCUGGACUGUGAGAUGUGUUACACAAAGCAGGGUCUGGAACUGACCAGGGUGACGGUCAUCGACUCUGAGAUGAAAGUUAUCUACGACACGUUUGUGAAACCUGAAAGCAAAGUGGUUGACUACAACACACGGUUUUCAGGUGUAACGGCGGAGGAUUUGGAGAGCGCCACCAUCACCCUGAGAGAUGUUCAGGCUGUGCUGCUCUCUAUGUUCAGUGCUGAAUCCAUCCUCAUAGGACACAGUCUGGAGAGCGACCUCCUCGCUCUGAAACUCAUCCACAGUUCAGUUGUAGACACGGCCAUUGUGUUUCCUCACCGCCUUGGUUUGCCCUACAAGCGUGCCUUGAAGAGCCUGAUGGCCGAUCACCUCAAACGCAUCAUCCAGGACAACGUGGAAGGCCACGAUUCGAGCGAAGAUGCAACUGCCUGCAUGGAGCUGAUGAUUUGGAAGAUCAAGGAGGAUGCAAAGGUCAAAAGAUGACCUCUGACCUCUCUGCUCUGUGUUCUUGAGUAUGAUUUCCUGCUUUCGUGCCGGUUGCAGGUGGACAGACCAUUUUAAUCAGUAAAAGCCUGAGAGAAGCUCGGUGUUGAUGCUGUCUACUGUAUUUGAGAUGAGAGCUGUCAGCCCCCUCAAAGCAAUAGGAGCCUCAAUUAACAAUGUUUUCAUUUGCUAAUUUUUAUUUCAGUUCUAUAAAAUGUAAGUUAACAUGUAUUUCUGUUUAAGGCCUCAAACCUAUUCAUAAAUAAAACUACUCUACAGGAGAACUAGUUGAAAAGUUGGGUCAUUGUCCACUGAACAUUAGGAAAUUAACGAUAUUCAUGCCAGGCUGUAUCUUCAGCCUAAAUUGCACUAUAGAAAUGCUCUUGUUGUUUAGGGCCCAAGUCUGAGUACCUCAUGUGUGUUGUAAUGAAUGAUGUGUUACUUAUUUUUAGUUACAUUUAGGUGCUUUGAUCUCUUUAGUCCUUCGAACGUUGCGAUGUAAAUGCACUUAUUCAUGUUGCACCAGGUUUCUUGUCACUGACGAUGUGUUUAUAAGGCAUUUCUAACAGAGUUAUUUUUGUUGGUUGGCUCUCAAAUCUGAGAAAUACUUGAUCAUAUUGGAAAACAAAAACAUGUGAAGUCUGCCUGUUUGGUUUGGUAUAGUUGAAGGAUUAUAUCUGUAUUUUAAAGUUCAGACAAAAUACUCACUAUAUCCACCGUUGUCUCUGUGUCAUGGGCACUGCAUGAAACCACGGGAAUAGUUGUGACAGCAGGUAUGACAUGUAAUUCUUCCACAAAAUUACUAAAUUAGGUUUAGUGUCAUUAAACUAAGUCUUGGUUAUUAACAGCAAACAAGUUACCAUUUAGUGAGCAUCAGCUAACCUGUGCUGUUUAUGUUGGAAAUGACUGAAAAACUACCAGUGCUGUAAAUAAGCAGUUUUCCUUUUGUAUUCAUUUUUUUGGGUUCAUCUUUUUCUAUUAAAAUGUGUUAGUUAAAACUA